AUGAGUACGGAGAGUUUCAAAUACUUCGAGCUUGACUUAGACGGAGACUUUUUCAUCGAGUUUCAAAUCCACGAGGGCCCCGUCUUAGGCCGAGGCAGCUCAGGUGAAGUCGUCCUCGCCACGUUCAUCAAACACCCCCAGUACAGGCGAGCCGUCAAGAAGUUUCCACUCACAGGCGCGGACGCCCAGGGGGACGACGCCGAAGAGGACGCUAGGGUGAGGAGAAACUUCCAGAGAGAGGUGCAGAUGAUGAAACAGCUUCACCACCCAAACAUCAUGCCCCUCGUGGCUUACGUCAAGACGCCAAGGUACCUGGCUCUGAUUAUGCCGUACUGCCCCAAAGGUACACUGGCCAAAAUGUUGACCACGUUGGUACCUGCAUUGCAAGCCAGAUACAUGAGACAGGUGACUGAAGCCGUAGAGUACCUCCACAACCGCAACAUCAUCCACGGCGACAUCAAACCUCAGAACGUCCUCAUCAGCGACGACGACACUGCCCUGCUCUCAGACUUUGGUCUCUCCCGGGCGGUGCCACACAGGAUGGUGGAGAUGUUCGUCCACUUUGGUACCACGACCUACAGGGCUCCGGAGACUUUCAGCGACGACAGGGUUAACCCUUUUAAGACAGACUUGUAUUCCCUUGGAGUCACCCUCUGGGCUAUCGCCUUAAAGAGAAAACCCAAGCUAGACAUUCCGUUCGUUAGAGAGCUGGAAUUGGCCACACACGUGCCACUCAAAUACAGGAGUGUGAUCGAAUCUCUCCUGCACAUAAACCCAGCAGAAAGACCCACAGCCACACAUGUUCUAGAAGAUAUGUGA
This is a messenger RNA of Physella acuta, 819 nucleotides long. Its product is annotated as aurora kinase A-like. Gene Ontology annotation, molecular function: ATP binding; protein serine/threonine kinase activity. The record is from RefSeq and is a predicted model, not a curated record. Gene Ontology annotation, biological process: protein phosphorylation. Lineage: Eukaryota; Metazoa; Mollusca; Gastropoda; Physidae.